Gastrolobium bilobum is the source of this 1020-nucleotide messenger RNA. Its product is annotated as fatty-acid-binding protein 3, chloroplastic. Gene Ontology annotation, molecular function: fatty acid binding; intramolecular lyase activity. Gene Ontology annotation, biological process: fatty acid metabolic process. Lineage: Eukaryota; Viridiplantae; Streptophyta; Magnoliopsida; Fabales; Fabaceae. The transcript is spliced from 5 exons. Bases 1 to 855 code for a protein of 284 amino acids. The record is from RefSeq and is a predicted model, not a curated record. Gene Ontology annotation, cellular component: chloroplast stroma.
AUGCUUGGAGCUGUUGCAGCUUCCACAACACUUCUAAGUUUUUCACCAUCCACCUAUCAAAGCAGAAUUGUUGUUCACAGAAGAAUCUCAAAUUCAACACUGCCAUUGAACCAUGUCUACUGUUUCUCACUCUUAUCAGCUAGCCCUAUGCAUUUCUCUUUCAGUAAGAGCAGUAGGGGACAACCCCAUUUCUUUGCAGAAGCUGCUUCAUCUUCAUCUUCUGCUGCAAAUGCUGACUACGUGGAGGAACCAGCAACAAGUGUGGAAUUUCAGACAUCUUUGAGUUUCCCGGGUUGCUCAGAUUCAUUAGUUUUGUUUGGAACUGGAUACAGAGAGAAAGUUUUUGCAAUUAUUGGCGUCAAGGUCUAUGCUGCAGGUCUGUAUCUAAAUCAAUCUAUCACAAGUGAGUUGAAUGCUUGGAAAGGGCAAUCAAAAGAAGUGUUUCAAGGGGAUUCUUUCUUGUUCAAAACCAUUUUCCAAUCUUCCCUUGAGAAAUUAUUGCAAAUUAUUCUUGUCAGAGACGUUGAUGGUAAAACUUUCUGGGAUGCAUUAAGUGAUGCCAUUUCACCAAGAAUUGCAGAACCCACAACUGCAGAUGAAACUGCUUUGACCACUUUCCGUGGUGUUUUUCUAGAUCGUCCUCUCAAGAAAGGGACUUUCAUAUUUUUGACAUGGUUGAACCCCACCAGAUUGCUUGUUUCUGUCUCCUCAGAUGGGCUUCCUUCUACUGUGGAUGCUACAAUCGAAUCUGCAAAUGUGACUUCUGCUCUUUUUGAUGUAUUCCUUGGAGAUAGUCCGGUUUCUCCAUCCUUGAAAGCUUCAGUAGCUGAAGGCUUGUCAAAAGCACUCAAGUAAAAAAUGUUUAGAGUCUCUUUUGAAAAUUUCAUGCAUCCAUGUUUUCUUGAAAUGGUUCAAUCUAUGAAGUACUGCUGCAGUCUAUUUUCUCCUAGUGUCUAUGUAAGCAGGCUCCGUGGUCUACUUAUGCGUAUGCGUCAUGUACAAUUGGAAGUUGUCACUUGA